AUGGUGAGCAUUGUAGGAGGAAACCCUUGCAACUCAGAUACCUCUCCGGAGAACUUCUCAGAUGGCAGUAACCUAGGUGAGGACCUUAUCUGCAAGCAAGUAGAUGAACUGAGUGAGUCUUCUCCAUCACUCCCUCUUGACCAGAAAAAUACAAGGAACAUUGAAGCAUCAAACCUUUACAUGAAGCAGGAUCACCUGUUGGGGUUUCCUCUGGGUCACCCCCCCCCAAAAAAAAAAGGUUCGGCGGACCGUCAGGACUCAGGGGCCACUGAGGAGAAGGAGAAGAAUGCUCAGGUCCAGUUGGAGAAGGCCAAGUCUAAACCUGUUGCGUUUGCUGUACGCACAAACUACACCUACACCCCUGCUGAUGAUGACAAUGUUCCUAUCCCAGGACAUGGAGUUGCCUUUGAGGCUAAAGACUUCCUGCAUGUCAAAGAGAAAUUCAAUAAUGACUGGUGGAUUGGGCGGCUGGUGAAAGAAGGUGGAGAAGUGGGUUUCAUCCCUAGCCCAGUCAAUCUGGAGACUAUUCUCAUUCGGAGAGAGGUGCAAGCCAGGAAGGCCGCCAAAGCUCUAGCCAACAAAGCAGCAAGUUCUGCUAAAGAUGACAUAAACUCGAAGAAAGUCACUCCUCCUCCAACAGUUCAGCAAGUGAAGAAAAAGUCAGGGGAACAACUGGCUGCAUAUGAUGUUGUGCCUUCCAUGCGUCCUGUCGUGCUGAUGGGGCCAUCACUCAAGGGUUAUGAGGUUACAGACAUGAUGCAGAAGGCCCUCUUUGAUUUUUUAAAACGCAGAUUUGAAGGCAGAAUAACCAUCACUCGAGUGACAGCAGACAUUGCUCUUGCUAAGCGGUCAAUCCUAAACAACCCUAGCAAACAUGCUAUAAUGGAUCGCUCCAACACACGCUCUAGCCUUGAUGCUGCUGCUCAGAUACAGGGAGAGAUUGAGAGGAUCUUUGAGCUUGCACGUAGCCUGCAGCUGGUGGUUCUGGAUGCAGACACUAUAAACCACCCACUCCAACUCAGCAAGACGUCCCUGGCUCCAAUUCUCGUCUAUGUCAAGAUUUCUUCUCCCAAGGUUCUUGCCAGGUUGAUAAAGACCAGGGGAAAGUCCCAGACCAAACACCUCAAUGUUCAGAUGGUGGCUGCAGAUAAACUUGCUCAAUGUCCCAAUGAGAUAUUUGAUGUCAUCUUAGAUGAGAACCAGCUGUCAGAUGCCUGUGAGCAUAUAUCUGAGUACCUGGAGUCUUAUUGGCGAGCCACUCACCCCCCAGAGACGGAGACAGCCAAGCCUGCGCUGGAGCCCACAGAGAGCACACUCCCCAGCAGCCCCACACCUGCUAAGGAUGACUCGAAAAGCAAGAGGACGGUGGCUACUAAGAGAAAGGGAUCUCUGGAGAACCAACUGGACCAUCCCCAGAAUGAGGAGCAGAACGAGGGUGAAAAAGAAGAAGUGAGAGAGGAAGAGGCAGCUGAGGAGGAGCACCUCCUGAAGAAUGAACCAAAGAGACCCCAACAUGGCCACCAUCACCACCGUCACCAUCAUCAUCACCACCACCAUCGCACCAGCACAGACCACGCUGAACAGCACAACCACCACCCUGCCCACUUACAAAACAUGGACAUAGAUUAUGUGACCAAUAAGAACUCAGAGCCUCAGAGCCAUCAUCUGAUGCUCGAUGAAGGAUUGGAUCAAACUGAGACCAAACACUCAACUCAGAUUACAAUUCAUAAAGACCAAAACCACCACCAUCACCACCACCAUCACCACCGUAAGACCACAGACAUUCCCAAUGACUAUGGACCUGACUAUAAGCUGAAGCACAAUCAGCGCAACAGGCAGCAUGGUCAUCAGAGACAGCUACGCCCCUCUAAUGAACAAAUGCUCCGCUCUCUUCAUGAACAGAGACUGCUGUUAGACCACUAUGAAUCAGCUGAACAUGAACAGCACUACAGCUCUGAACACCAAUACCACUACCGUAGCCGAGAGCGAGACAGAGUCAGGACCAAAGAGAGGGAAAGCAACAGACAUGAUGAGGCUAGAAACUGGAACAGAGAUAUGUAUAUUCACUGA
Messenger RNA from Neoarius graeffei (lesser salmon catfish), 2070 nucleotides. It is a transcript of the gene cacnb2b, whose product is annotated as calcium channel, voltage-dependent, beta 2b. The coding region runs from base 1 to 2070 and encodes 689 amino acids. NCBI's taxonomy places the organism in Eukaryota, Metazoa, Chordata, Actinopteri, Siluriformes, Ariidae. The transcript is spliced from 16 exons. Gene Ontology annotation, biological process: neuromuscular junction development; regulation of voltage-gated calcium channel activity; calcium ion transmembrane transport. The record is from RefSeq and is a predicted model, not a curated record. Gene Ontology annotation, cellular component: voltage-gated calcium channel complex. Gene Ontology annotation, molecular function: high voltage-gated calcium channel activity; protein binding.